AUGUCAUCAUCUGGGAAUGGACUCGAUCAGAUACCAACAUCAACUACUGGUUCAUCGACGGCAACAUCAAAUAAUCCAGUAAAUAAUAAUAAUACGAAUUCAAAUAACAAUUCGAAUGGAAAUAAUAAUAAUAAUCCAACAUUUCAAUCUGGUCGAAAUAGUUCAGAUAACAUGGGACAUACAUUCGAAAAUCCCAUGCAAAUGUUUACAAUGAAACAACAACCAAUGACAUCUCCAAUUACAGGAACGAUUUAUACAGGUCCACCAGCGAAGUAUUUAAGCAACGGUGGAAUGAAUAGUAAUGGUUAUGCAUCAGCUGGAUCAAUGAGACCAAUGUUACUGCCACAACAGCAGCAACAUCAAAACAGAUAUGGUACACACAAUGGAAAUAAUAACAAUAAUGGUUCAUCAAUGCAACAACAACAGCGUCGACAGAACAAUGGAGGAGUUGAUAAUGCGACCAAUGAUUCGGUUAACACACGAAAAGUUUUUGUUGGUGGACUUAGUCCAGAUACAAAAAUGGAGCAUCUUUGCGAAUAUUUUGCUAAAUUUGGUAAUGUGGAAAGUGCUACUGUUAAAUUCGAUAAAUCAGGUCGUUCAAAAGGGUUCGGCUUUGUUCUAUUCGAGGAUCGCGAUUCUACAGAUAAGGUAUACUCUCAAGAUUCACAUAUUAUACAAGGCAAACGUGUUGAUACCAAGUCGGCACAUCGUCGGGAUCAAGCACUGGCACGUAAAGUAUUCGUUGGUGGUUUAGAUGUUGAAGUAACCGAUACUGAAUUACGUGAUUAUUUUUCGAAAUUUGGAAAGAUUGCUCAAAUCGAAGCACCUGUUGAUAAAAUCAAACAAAAACGACGUCCGUUUUGUUUCGUUCUUUUCGAAAAUGAAGAAAGUGCCGAGGAAGUUCUUCAACAACCACGCCAUACAAUCAAUGGCAAAUCUAUUGAUUGUAAACGAGCAAAUCCAAAGAGUACAGAGAACAAUCAGCAAAAUAACAACACAAAUCAUUCUAUGCAAGCACCAAUGCCGCAUUAUAACAUGCCUGGAUUAAAUCAAACUCCAUUUCAGUAUCCACAACAACAACGCUCACAACAAGCAUCAUCUCAUCAACAAUUGCAAUAUCAGCAAGCAGCACUAGCUGCGCAACAACAGCACUAUCCAUUUUACAAUUCAUCAUCGAUGGGUAUGUCGUCUGCUCAACAACAUCCGUCAACCAAUCAGCAAGGACAAAAUCGUUCGCAAUCCAAUCGACAACAAUUACCAAGUAACAAUCAAGGCCUUCCUCAACCGUGGUCACCAAUAAGUCCAGCUCAAUGGCCGAAUACCAAUUAUGAUCCUCGCUCCUAUGGAUCUUACGGUCCAUCAUCAGCAUCUGGUUCAAAUCCUGCUUGGCAGGUUGGUCCACCACCUCCACAAGCCAAUUCUUAUGGACAAGGACGAACACCCUCGAAUGGUCCAUCAGGCAACCCUGGAAAUGCAGCUGUAGGUCCUCCACAAGCUCAGCCUCAAUUUGGCGGAGCAAAUUCAAAUUCUCCUCAAUAUUCUUAUGCCAGUUGGGGUUUUGGUCAACCACAAGGUUCACAAGGACCACCUUCUGCUGGACCACCACCAAAUCAAUAUAAUUACGGCGCUGAAUCAACAAAUGGACCACCUAAUGCGUUUGCAUAUCCAGCACCAACAGCUUACGAUCACUUCUCCUCUGAUUCAGCACCUCCAUCCACUUAUAGUCGUUGA
Molecule: messenger RNA, 1731 nt
Organism: Adineta ricciae
Lineage: Eukaryota; Metazoa; Rotifera; Eurotatoria; Adinetida; Adinetidae
Source: the annotation of a GenBank genome assembly